AAAAAAAAAAAACGUUCUUGAAAAGCAUAAGAAGAAGCGAGUACGAAAAAAUCAGAGAAAAAAAAAAUAGGAGGCAGAGCAGAGCAACACAUGGAAGAUUUUGAAAAAAAAUUAUCAAUAGGUGAACCCAUGGCCGAAGAUGGUAGCCAUGGCACCUCCGCGUCUGAUACCUCAACAACCAUCGUUAAUUUGCUUCGUAAAUUUCUCGCCGUUCAGCAGCGUCGGGCCGAAGCCUAUUCCAACCUCAAAAGGGGAUUUUCAGAGUAUAUGAUUUCGGGAAAUGAAUUGGUCUAUCAACAGCUUUGCAGUGACAUUACACUGGAGUUCAAUAACUGCUCUAAACAAGUCAUUGAAAUGGAGUCCCUAUUUCAGAAUUCUGAGUACGAUCGAGUUGAUUUAGCUAAGCUUUUGAGAUCUGUUCAAGAACAGGAAAAACAGAAACUGAAUUUGACGGUCACAUUACAGGUACUAAAGAAGGCUGGUCGGCCAUCAGAACGUUUGGUGAGCCACGCGGAUUGCAAAUUUGAGAAACCAAUGGAGCAUGAGUGUGUGCAUGUCCAUGAGAUUACAGAAGAAGCUGGGACUGAAGAGGCAGAAGCAGAUGCUAUGUAUGAUAAAGAACUAAAGGAGGCCAUUAGAGGAGUACAGGAUGCUGUGACUGCUAUAAACGAGCAUUUGGAAGAGGUCAGAUAUGAAAUUGUGGCCCUUGAAUCUGAAUGAGUUAAUUUCAUAUUUUGAUUGCUUAAGGAGAUAGUCUCAUAGUUGCCAAACCAGCCCUGCAAAAAUGUAACAGCUAGAAAAACGUAUAAUUUGCUAAUAACUAUAAAGAUGGUAUUAUUUUUGUGACUGGUGUGCCGUUCCCUAUCCCAUGUUCUUGUUUUACAUAGUUCUCCCACUGUAAACAGCCCAAAUAUCCGUUCAAUUGAUUUAUGAAAUUGGAUGAGUAGUUAAGAUCCAAUGGUUUUUGGCAAAAACGAAGAGAAAUUUUCGUGGAUCUAUUUUAUACUUUAGUUCAAUUUAUGCGACUAUUCUUUUAUACCUAAAUAAA
This is a messenger RNA of Humulus lupulus (European hop), 1048 nucleotides long. RefSeq lists its product as uncharacterized. The transcript is spliced from 4 exons. Bases 91 to 720 code for a protein of 209 amino acids. The record is from RefSeq and is a predicted model, not a curated record. NCBI's taxonomy places the organism in Eukaryota, Viridiplantae, Streptophyta, Magnoliopsida, Rosales, Cannabaceae.